Messenger RNA from Carassius auratus (goldfish), 1522 nucleotides. Its product is annotated as calmodulin. The transcript has 6 exons. Bases 129 to 578 code for a protein of 149 amino acids. Gene Ontology annotation, cellular component: myosin II complex. The record is from RefSeq and is a predicted model, not a curated record. Lineage: Eukaryota; Metazoa; Chordata; Actinopteri; Cypriniformes; Cyprinidae. Gene Ontology annotation, molecular function: calcium ion binding.
GAGAAAGCAGGGGGAGGAGUUUAAAGGCGACCAUUAAAGGCGCGUCAAGCUCUGUUUGAGUGCAUCCUGUUUGUUUGCCAGCUGCGGACUGUUGUUCUGUGUGGAGAUACAUCUGUUAAAACAGCGAGAUGGCUGACCAGUUGACAGAAGAGCAGAUUGCCGAAUUCAAAGAGGCUUUCUCACUGUUUGACAAGGACGGCGAUGGCACCAUCACGACCAAAGAGCUGGGGACGGUCAUGCGCUCGCUCGGACAGAAUCCAACAGAGGCCGAGCUGCAGGACAUGAUCAAUGAAGUGGAUGCUGAUGGAAAUGGGACGAUAGACUUCCCCGAGUUCCUGACCAUGAUGGCGAGGAAGAUGAAGGACACAGACAGCGAGGAGGAGAUCAGAGAAGCGUUCCGUGUCUUUGAUAAGGAUGGGAAUGGUUACAUCAGUGCGGCUGAACUGCGUCACGUCAUGACCAACCUCGGAGAGAAGCUGACCGAUGAAGAGGUUGAUGAGAUGAUCAGAGAAGCAGACAUUGAUGGAGACGGACAGGUUAACUACGAAGAAUUUGUACAGAUGAUGACGGCGAAAUGAAGGCCUUGUACAGAUCCUCUCUCUUCUAUAAAUAAUUUGCCUUUUUUUUUUGUUUUGUUUAAUUUAUCUGUAAAACGUUAAGUCCCCUCCCCUUCCUCGUCCCGGCUGUCCAAAGGAACUGCAUGUAAACUGCAUAGGAUCUUCAGUCCUCAUGUCCCUUUCUUUUGCUGUCAUCGUGUUUUUUGGAGUGGCGAUGCGGUUACACGAUCAGGUGCUUGUUGCCACGAAGAGGGGGUUGUGACGUGCAAAAAAAAUCCUCACGUCACGUCUGUCUGCCCUCCUCAUGCGUAGCAAGAGUGGAGACCUGCCAGCUGGUUGUCUCUUGGCAGCGACGCUGGCAUGGCAUCAAUGUAGAGGAGUAACUCUGCAUGGACUAUGGACAAAGUAUAUAAUAUAUAUAUGAGAUUUCUCAGCAUUGCACUACUGCGGAAAAGAAAAAAAGACACGGGUGUAUCUACAAGAUACUCAUACAUAAACUCUUUUUGUAUCUGCUGUUCUAUACCAAGAACUUAUUUGAAUCUUACAAUGCUUUUUAAUGUCUUAUUCACUUAUCCACACUAGUUUUCUUUUGCUUUCUUUACUUUGUAUCUGUUUUUUUUUUUUUUUUUAAGCCACUUAAUGGCAUUGUCUUGCCUCAGAUAGUCCAUUCCAAGUUGUAUAUUUGUUUUCCAAUAAAAUUUACUAUUUACCCAUACUGAAAAGUUUCUUUGUUUUGCGAUGCGUCUUCUAGCCCUCUAAUUAAAAUCUCUAAUGUUAAUCGUUAUGCAUCCCAGAGCUGAUUUUAGUGGUUUGAAACCACUAUGUUAACCGAGAUGUUUACAAUAUUUAUUGUAAUGGUUGAAAUGAUUCAUUUGUAAAUCACUAUUCAAUGCGUCUCUGAGUCAGCUGGACAAAAGACUGUGUAUUCACAGGAUAGGAUUGGGGUGAGGCCUCCAUGUAAAAAA